AGAUUGAAACGGUGCAGUGUCUGGGCGAAGGGUCAGUGGGAGUAGUGAAGCCAUGGGAGCAAUAAUCGUAUACAUUCCACUGUUCUUAGUGCUGUAUGUAUUAACAGAGCAAUUUCUUCACAGGAUUAGAAACCUCCCGCCGACCCCUUUCCUCUCGCUUCCAAUCAUCGGUCAUCUCCACCUCUUGAAGAAGCCCAUGUACCGGACGUUGGCGGAGAUCUCCAACCGCUACGGUCCAGUUGUGUUUCUCCGGUUUGGAUCGAGGGGGGUUCUAGUGGUGUCGUCUCCUUCCGCGGCGGAAGAAUGUCUGAGCAAGAACGACGUCGUGUUUGCCGACCGCCCACGUCUCCUCAUAUCCAAAUGGUUCGGAUACAACAACCGGAACCUCGUAUGGUCGUCUUAUGGAGACCACUGGCGCAACCUCCGCCGAAUCUCCACCGUUGAAAUCUUGUCAACUCAUCGCCUUCAGAUGCUCGCAGCCGUCCGUUCGGACGAGGUCAAAUCAUUGAUUGGAAGGCUGGCGAGGGGUGAAAACCAAGUGCAGGACAUGAAUAAUGCCUUUUUCGAUCUGACUUUUAACGUCAUGCUGAGAAUGAUCGUGGGAAAGCGGUUUUACGGUGAGGACGUGGAGGAUGCUGACGAGGCACACAGAUUUCGGGAGCUACAGAGCAAGUCAACGCAGUUGGGUGGCAAGACAAAUAUGGAAGAUUUUAUUCCGCUGAUGUCGUGGUUGGGACUUGGUUGGGCGGCGGAGAAAGAGAUAAUGGAAUGCCACCAAAAAAGAGACGCUUUCAUGCAGAAUUUGAUCAACCAGCACAAGAACAGAGCAAUUGAAACAGAGCCCGACAAUUCAUUUCGCGAUGGAAGGAAGAAGACGUUGAUUGAAGUACUGGUAGAGCUACAAGAAUCCGACCCAGAUCAGUAUAAUGACGAAACCAUCAGAGCCUUAAUGCUGGUUUUGUUGGCUGCAGGCACGGAAACUUCCAUGAACACCAUGGAAUGGGCCCUGUCUCUUAUGCUGAACAAUCCAGAAGUUUUACAGAAAGCCCAGCUCGAAAUUGACCAAAAAGUCGGCCACGACCGUCUGAUGGACGAAUCUGACAUGGCGAACGUACCCUUCCUACGUGGCAUAAUCAACGAGACAUUGCGAAUGUACCCUCCAGCUCCACUAAUGGUACCUCAUGAAUCGUCAAAAGACUGUAGCGUUGGAGGGUAUCAAAUCCCACGUGGCACUAUGUUAUUUGUGAAUUUAUGGGCCAUUCAUAACGACCCUAAGAUUUGGGCUGACCCAAGAAAGUUUGACCCCGACAGGUUUGUGAAGGUGGACAGUGAGAAGCAUGGGUUCAAGCUGAUGCCAUUCGGGUCGGGGAGAAGGGGGUGUCCUGGAGAGGGAUUGGGGCUUCGAGUGAUAGGCCUUGUAUUGGGCUCCUUGAUUCAGUGCUUUGAAUGGGAGCGUCCUGGCGAGGAUUUGGUGGACAUGACAGAAGGCGUUGCGGUCUCUAUGCCUAAGGCCCGACACUUGCAGGCUAAAUGUAAGCCUCGACCCAUAGUUGCUCGCCUACAUCUUUCUCAAACAAAAUCAAACCUGGCCUAUUGAGAAUGUUUAAUGAAUGGUGUAGGGGUCCGUCCAUGUUAAGCUUUCUAACAACAGAACUAAACUAGUUUUCAUACUGCCUGCUAUGCAUGUAGUUUAUAGAGUAACACCAGUUUAUAACUGUUGCACUAGUUUAUAUUUUGUUUGUUGAAGUUAAAGUUAAUUUCAAUAACGUGGAAAUACUAUGGUUUUAUCCAUAUAUUACCACGCUUGUCUGAA
Cucurbita pepo subsp. pepo (vegetable marrow) is the source of this 1813-nucleotide messenger RNA. Its product is annotated as cytochrome P450 81Q32. Gene Ontology annotation, molecular function: oxidoreductase activity, acting on paired donors, with incorporation or reduction of molecular oxygen; monooxygenase activity; iron ion binding. Lineage: Eukaryota; Viridiplantae; Streptophyta; Magnoliopsida; Cucurbitales; Cucurbitaceae. The record is from RefSeq and is a predicted model, not a curated record.